This is a messenger RNA of Bombus huntii, 3355 nucleotides long. RefSeq names its product mitogen-activated protein kinase kinase kinase 12 (gene wnd). NCBI's taxonomy places the organism in Eukaryota, Metazoa, Arthropoda, Insecta, Hymenoptera, Apidae. Gene Ontology annotation, biological process: protein phosphorylation; JNK cascade. The record is from RefSeq and is a predicted model, not a curated record. The coding region runs from base 518 to 3157 and encodes 879 amino acids. The transcript is spliced from 11 exons. Gene Ontology annotation, molecular function: JUN kinase kinase kinase activity; ATP binding.
AUUGCAUAUAAUAAAUUUGAAAUAACACGCUUUCUUACAUUAAAUUACGCGCGUACAAUUGCGCAUGCGCAUUCUUAAUUAUCUGUCAUAGACCUUAAAAUUUAUAUUUGAAAUUAGGAGUAACUUAAUUAUCACAAAAUAUAACUUUACUGCGUGAUAUUAAUUCUGAUAAUGUUUCAAUUGUACAUAUGUAUUUGUCCUAUAAAUGAUAUGUAGAAUAAUCGUAUAUUUUUCGAUUGUCAAAUUGUAAUGCACUACAAUUACGAACAACCACUUAAUCGUAACAUCGUCAUGCAUCAUACUGUACAUACACACAUAAAAGCAAACGGUAAAUGCGGCCCUCUGCCGGCUAACUUGUUAGUUUACGAUAUGUCUCGUGGUCGUAUGCAUCCUGUAUAGUUUCAUCGUAUUUAUAUUUUGUUUAUCGUGAAAACGUUCAAUCAGUGGCAUGGUUUUGUGACACUUUCUCUCAGUGUAUGGGUCAAGCGUGUUAUAUCCAUAUGCUACGCGUGAUACGAUGGUAUUUACACGAUUUUUCCUUCGGAAGACACAGAACGACGAUGUGGUCGUUCCAAACAACGUCGGUACGAGGAGCAUGUUAUGUAUACAAGAAGAAUUAGGUCAGUUGAGUGGAAUUGCAGGAGGUCCUAUUAUCCCUGACCCACGUGAUGCUCAAUUACCUAAUAACAAUCAUAGCAAUUCAGAAAGCAAUAGUAACUCUAGUGAAACUGCAACAAAAUGUACUCCAGGUACUGGAACUUUAGAUGCACAAAGAUCAAGCUGGGUGGAAGGUAUAUUAGGGUGCAUGCGUCCAGUUUGGACUAUGCUUUCAAAAGCAGCUGUUAAUGAAAAAAUUAAAGGACAUCAAACGGAUGACUGGGAAAUACCGUUUGAAUCAAUCAGUGAACUGCAAUGGCUCGGAUCUGGAGCACAGGGGGCAGUAUUUAGUGGAAAAUUAAAUAAAGAAGUUGUAGCUGUAAAAAAGGUGCGAGAGCCGCGUGAGACUGAUAUACGGCACUUACGGAAGUUAAAUCAUCCGAAUAUUGUUCAAUUUAAAGGUGUUUGCACACAAGCACCAUGUUACUGUAUAAUUAUGGAGUUUUGUCCAUACGGACCAUUAUACGACCUCCUUAGGGCUGGAGAACCAGUUCCACCUCCUAGAUUAGUAUCAUGGUCAAAACAAAUUGCUGCUGGAAUGGCCUAUCUUCAUGCACAUAAAAUUAUACACAGAGAUCUUAAAAGCCCAAAUGUGUUGAUAGGACAAGGAGAAGUUGUCAAAAUUAGCGAUUUUGGAACUAGUAGAGAAUGGAAUGAAAUUAGUACAAGAAUGAGUUUCGCUGGUACAGUUGCCUGGAUGGCCCCAGAAAUCAUCAGAAACGAGCCUUGUUCUGAGAAAGUAGAUAUAUGGUCGUAUGGUGUGGUAUUAUGGGAACUCUUAAGCGGAGAAAUACCUUACAAAGACGUGGAUUCUUCCGCAAUCAUUUGGGGCGUGGGCAAUAAUUCUCUUCAUUUACCAAUCCCUGCAAGCUGCCCAGAAGGUUACAGGUUACUUGUAAAACAAUGUUGGGCUGCAAAACCACGUAAUAGACCUUCCUUUAAACAUAUUGAAAUUCAUCUCGGAAUUGCAGCAGUUGAAGUGCUAUGUACAAAACCUGAUGAUUACUUUAAGACACAGCAAUCUUGGAAAAAAGAAAUUAGAGAUCAUAUGAAACAAAUGCAGACAAAUAGUUGUAGUAGUCCAAGAUUUGAAGCUGAUCUCAUUCGACGACGUGAGGAUGAAUUAAGACAUGCUCAAGAUAUUCGAGAACAUUAUGAACGUAAACUCGAACGUACUAAUAAUUUGUACUUAGAAUUAAGCGCUGUUUUAUUGCAGUUGGAACAGCGUGAACGAGAUGUAAUUAAACGAGAACAACAAAGUGGGUAUAAGCAAUGUAAGAAGCGACUUGUACACCCUCUUAUAAAGGCUCAAGAAAGACUUCAUCGUAGACGUAACCCUCAAUUUUCAACAUCAUCUACUCCAACAACUCCACCAUCUCCAACAGACUGUCCACAAACUCCUAUAAAAGCAACUAUGUGUACCCAACUAAAUGAAUCUAAUCAACCAGAGACAGUUUUAGUCCCUAAUAAUAGUUUCAAACAACGCAAAUAUAGGCAUCGUAGAGUAGGAUCUGGAUGUGGUGUAAAUUCUAGCCCACGAUCGAGUCCUCAUCGUGAAAGAAAAAGUACAGAAGUAUGUGCACGUUUUGUUGAUAAUCAAACACAAACAGAUAUAAUGGAUAUCAACGAAACUGAUUUUAAUCCUGUUGGACAUACAACAACAAUCUCAUCAACAGAAAAACUUUCUGUAAAUAGUCUUAAUAAACAGUCAUUAAAUAAACAAACACCAGAAAGUUUAAAUGGAAAUUCAGUUUUAUCCGAAGCUCAUUAUAGAAUGCAAUCUAGUCCUUGUUCCAGUCCUGAACCUUCAAAUGAAAAUCGUGCAAAUGGAAAUGAACGUUUAAAGGACUGUAGUGAUGACGAUAAUCUUGAAACACUUGGUCGAAAAGUUAGCGAAAUUAUUAAUGCUAAUCGUCUUAUUUCUCCUAUAGAUAAUGGAAAUUGCGAUGAUGUGAUACAACACAGAGGCAAAGAAGAACCUAUAAACCUGUCCGGACAUUUUUGUGGAAUUAUUGUUAACAAUACUAAUACACCUCAUGAACAAUCAGAAAUUAAAACUCGACCUUGUUCUGAAAGUAUGGAUACUUUAUGCGAUCGUGAAGAUGAUGCAUGUGAGGAAAGUUGGUCAGAUGAAGAAGGCGAAGAUCCAAGUUAUACGUAUAAUUACUCUUUAAAAAGAAGAAGUAUUGCAAGGCGACCAAUUGGUCCUGGAUGUAGAUUAAGAAGAUUUAAACAUGCACCUGAACGCAUAGAGAGAGUGUUAGCUUCUGAUGAGGAAAAUACUUCCGAAUAUUCACAUCCUCCGUCCAGUCAAUCCUCCACGUUAGAAAGUAAUUCCGAUAUGCAAAGAGUAUUUCGUAAUAUUCACUAUUCUCAUAAGAGGAAAGAAAUAGAUGAUGUUUCUGAUACAUCAAGUCAAUCGGAAACAGAUGAAGUCAGUGAGAUUACAAUUGCAUCUCAACCAGUAGUUGCAAACUUAAAAAUAGAAAGUAGUGUGUAGAUUAACAGGAUUUUUAUAUCUCAUUUACGAUUGAUAUAAGUACCUAACAAUCAGUGCAUUUUUGUAGCGUAUGCUCUCAUCCUGUGUUAAAUAUUGUAGAUAUUUAUCAAUUUAAGGUAUAUGUUAGAUAUAUAUGUACAUUAAUUUUAUGCAUUAUUUAUCAAUGAAAUAUUACAUUAAUAUUAUUAAGAUACUAGA